Molecule: messenger RNA, 1636 nt
Organism: Monodelphis domestica (gray short-tailed opossum)
Lineage: Eukaryota; Metazoa; Chordata; Mammalia; Didelphimorphia; Didelphidae
Source: RefSeq, a predicted model, not a curated record
GCCUCUCUGCCCCGCCCUCCCUGGCAGCCCUGCCCGGCUCUGAGGUGGCCUCAGGACAGAACGUGACCCUGUAGUGUCGGUCAGAGAGAUAUCAUGACAUGUUCGCCCUGUGCAAGGAUGGAGAAGAGAUCAGCCGGGGCAGGACCCGGAGCCAUGGAUGGGGGCAUCAGGCUGACUUCUUCUUCCCUGCUGUGACUCCGACCCAGGAUGGCACUUACCGAUGCUUCGGCUUUUAUAGUUCUUCCCCCUCUCUGUGGUCCUCCCCCAGCGCCCCCCUGCUGCUCCGGGUCUCAGGGACCUUCUCUCCAAGCCCUGAGUCUGAAGACAGGCCCUCCGAUGCUGCUGCCCUGGAUUACACUGUGGGCAACCUGGUCCGCCUCACCUUGUCUGGGCUGGUCCUCGUCCUCCUGGGGGUCCUGCUGGCUGAGCACUGGAAAAGCUCCAGAGAACAACCCAUUCAGGGAGUCCUUGGCUGAGCCCUCCGGCCAGAGCAGCCGCCGAGACAGAGGAAGGAAUGAUCAAAGCCAUUUAAAAACAUGUUAAAACUUUGUGAGGGCUGCCUCUGUGCCGGGUCUCUAUUAAGCACCGAGAUGGAGUUAUUAAAAGGCUUAGAGAUGGAGAAAGAAAGAUGAGAGAGAAUUUCCUGCUCUCAGCACAACCUAAACAGAGGAGGGUCUUUUCCUUUGUGGAAGGAAACCCUUGACAGAAGCCCAGGGCAGGGAAAGGGGGGAAGAUGGUGUGAAGAAUCCACAAAGCCUCCUAUUGGAGGUAACCCUGAGGCUUCCUCUGCUUCCAGGGCUGAGAGUUGUUCAUCUAUUUGCAAAGUCACUGAUGAGAAUCAAGGAAUUCCCAAUACAAGAGAUUGUCCAAAGUAACAACAUCUGUUUCCACACAGAUAAUACAGGAUUCUGGGAAAGGAUGUUCAGACCUAAUUUUUCUGAUUCUAAAAAUGAAGCACAAAAUGUAAAUCUUAUUCCUGCACUUUGUGACAUUGUACAUAUUCCAUCCGUCUUCCUUGUACUGUAACCUGCCUCUCAGACCCCUCCAAGCUGUCACAGGUGUGUGAGAACUGCUUGUAUGUGACCUCUGGAAAGCUGGGAGAGAAGCAGCAGCCUGCUUACCCCUACGGUGGCUGGGAAGAUGUGCCCCUUUGUAGAAAGAAUUAAAAUCAGUUUGUUUCUUUAUACUUUGGUACUUUUUGCCUUGAUCCUUUAGCCCCAAAUAAAUUAAAGGUUUCAGCCGAUAUCAAUCUUGUCAAUUAUUGGAGUCAGCCUUAACAAGAAAUUCCUUUUGCCUCCAUAUCUUGCUUUCACUGUUCCUCAACAAUUGUUUGGGAACAACGUUGACCACAUUUUCAUAAUUUUCAACAUAUAUUAUUUCUGAACUCUGUAGAAUUAAAUGGUUCCUGGCCUCCAAGAACUUAAAAUCUUUCCAUUUAGAAAGUGUCUAUACAGGAAAGAACAAAGACAAAUAAUUUCAUUGUGGGGUGGUGAUGGGGAGGGGCACAAGGUAGUAAAAGAAAAGAUAGUUGUGCAGUAUUAUUUCAUAAUGUACAGUGUGCUAAAUUGUUACUGUAUUGAAUAUUAGUAUAGUAUUAUUGUAUACUUAAUUUAUCAAUUAAAAUUAUUUUUUAUCU